AUGUUUAGAUUGCCUAUAAGAACUGUUUCAGCACGCAGCCUUAUUGGCCUGCGUAGUGUCCGUCUUAUCAGAUGUUCAUCAUCGUCCACUUCAGCUUUAGCUUAUAAGACGCUGCAUAGAAAUAGAAAGAGACCGUCGCUACCAACAGUGAAUGAACCUACGUGGUCUGCUGGAUCAGCAGUUUCAUCCAUAAUUUACGAGACUCCUCUGCCUUCGAAGUCUCCAAAGACUCAGCACGUGUUGAAUUGCUUGGUACAGAACGAACCUGGUGUUCUUUCGUUGGUCUCUGGGACACUGGCUGCCCGUGGCUUCAACAUCGACUCUUUGGUUGUCUGCAAUACAGAAGUCAAAGAUCUUUCGAGAAUGACGAUUGUUUUAGAUGGCCAGGAUGGUGUCAUUGAGCAGGCCAGAAGACAGAUCGAGGACUUGGUUCCUGUUUAUGCCGUGCUUGACUAUUCGCACUCGCAGAUCAUUAAGCGCGAGUUAUUAUUGGUGAGAGUAUCACUUUUGGGACAAGAAUACUUUCAUGAGUUGAUUGCCCACCACAAUCAGGAGGGUGAAGCUGCUGAGGAGGAAUAUAGAAGCGAAAAGUACCAUCCUAAGAACUUAGCUCCUUCGCAAGCAUUGAGACAGAAGUAUGAGCAUCUGGGGGCUAUUAAGCAGUUAUCCGAUGAGUUUGGUGGGAAAAUCGUCGAUAUCUCCGAUAGAAACUGUAUCAUAGAGCUAAGCGCAAAACCAGAGCGUAUCAGCGCUUUCAUCGCCUUGAUAAGACCUUUUGGUGUCUUGGAACUUGCUCGUUCGGGUAUGAUGGCUCUUCCUAGAACUCCAGUUGAUGGAACUCAAGACGAUGGUACGGAUCCAACCAAGGAUGCAGCAGAUGUUGUCGAUGUUUCUCAAAUGCCUCCUAGCUAA
This is a messenger RNA of Brettanomyces nanus, 912 nucleotides long. RefSeq names its product acetolactate synthase, regulatory subunit (gene ILV6). The coding region runs from base 1 to 912 and encodes 303 amino acids. Gene Ontology annotation, cellular component: mitochondrial nucleoid; acetolactate synthase complex. The record is from RefSeq and is a predicted model, not a curated record. Gene Ontology annotation, molecular function: acetolactate synthase regulator activity. The transcript has a single exon. Gene Ontology annotation, biological process: branched-chain amino acid biosynthetic process. NCBI's taxonomy places the organism in Eukaryota, Fungi, Ascomycota, Pichiomycetes, Pichiales, Pichiaceae.